UAUAGAAGAAGCUGCUCCUUGUCCUUCACAACAGCAAACAUGGCCACGGCUACUAAAAUCAUUCAGAGGCUCCGCAAUUUACUAUCAGGGCACGACCUGCAAGCCAAACUGCAGCUGCGAUAUGGGGAGAUAGCAAAGAGGACACAACCUCCACCCAAACUGGCAGUGGGCCCAAGCCACAAGUACGCCAGCAACUACUACUACACCAGAGAUGGACGCAGAGAGUCUGUACCCGCUACAGUCGUCAUGUCUUCACAGAAGGCACUGACUGCUGGCAGCGAAGCUCAAGUCCCUGCAAAGCCUCCUGUGACACCAGGUGCUGUGUAUCAGCCUCCAGCUCUUUCCACAGACCAGCCGUACCUUUGAGCUGUACGACUUAACCCUCAUCAACAAUCAUCAUCAACAACCUCAUUUCUUCCUUCAUAACUGCUGCAGAGGCCGAACUGCAGUGUGUGUUGGUUGUAACCUGUACAAUAGAAAGUGUGAAUAAAAUUUGUUCCAUGUUUAAA
Messenger RNA from Scomber japonicus (chub mackerel), 509 nucleotides. It is a transcript of the gene ndufa7, whose product is annotated as NADH:ubiquinone oxidoreductase subunit A7. The coding region runs from base 40 to 366 and encodes 108 amino acids. Gene Ontology annotation, cellular component: mitochondrial inner membrane. The record is from RefSeq and is a predicted model, not a curated record. The transcript has 4 exons. Gene Ontology annotation, biological process: mitochondrial electron transport, NADH to ubiquinone; ATP synthesis coupled electron transport. NCBI's taxonomy places the organism in Eukaryota, Metazoa, Chordata, Actinopteri, Scombriformes, Scombridae.